Messenger RNA from Ziziphus jujuba (common jujube), 781 nucleotides. RefSeq lists its product as uncharacterized. Gene Ontology annotation, molecular function: phenylpyruvate tautomerase activity. The record is from RefSeq and is a predicted model, not a curated record. The transcript has 3 exons. The coding region runs from base 170 to 517 and encodes 115 amino acids. NCBI's taxonomy places the organism in Eukaryota, Viridiplantae, Streptophyta, Magnoliopsida, Rosales, Rhamnaceae.
GUAAGACCGUACAGAGCACUGGGGGGUAAUAGUAAGCCACGAACAUACAAUACAAAAUUGCAUUUUGUCUCUGUUAUCUACAAAUUCGUCGUCCCCAACCACCCGUUUCAGACUCUCUCAGACCGAGGAGGAGAAAUAGCAGAAAAAGAACGGAAAAAGGCAGAGAAAAAUGCCAACCUUGAAUCUCUUUACCAAUGUUCCUGUAGAUUCUGUUGUGGCUUCUGACAUUCUCAAGGACGCCACCAAAGCAGUUGCUAAGAUCAUUGGCAAACCUGAGUCUUAUGUGAUGAUUUUGUUAAAUGGGGGAGUGCCAAUUGCAUUUGCGGGCACCGAAGCACCGGCUGCCUAUGGAGAAUUAAUUUCCAUUGGGGGCAUUGGACCAAGUGUUAAUGGAAAGCUGAGUUCAACUAUUGCAGAAAUUCUGCAAACCAAGCUGUCCAUAGAUAGCUCUCGCUUCUAUAUAAAAUUUUAUGAUGUUCAGCGGUCAUUCUUUGGGUUUAAUGGUUCAACGUUUUAACCACCAUCUGUAUUAAAGCACUUCGGUAGAAAUUCUGAAGGUUGAAAUCAUGUGACUGAAGAACUAUGAUGAUGGAUUAUCCUUUCCAUUUUGGGUUGUAUUUUCCGUUUGGAUAAGAGAAAGGUCCAUAUACUUGAUGGUAUGUUUGAUGGAAUUGUUUAACUCCAGUUAAAUCAGAUGGUACUUAUCCUGAGUUCCUUUCUUUGGUCUUUUUAUAAAAAUCCUAUUUACUUUGGCGGCUGCUGGACUGCCAUUUGGAGAAUA